AUGAUGGACAAAGCUUCUUGGGGCUACUUAGCACAGCGCCAGUUAAUGGUCGACCGGAAUCAAGCAAGCAUGAGGCCCCGUUACCCCAGCGACUGCGUGCCCCCACCACCGAAUAUUCCUCCUAUGGAGCUUCUUGUAGACAUAUGGUCCGACAAUCUACUUGAUGAUCGCUUCAAUGAUAUUGACUGGCCUCCUUUGAUACCCAAAAUCGCGCAUCUACAAGUUGUUCCUGAGUCCCGAAUCACUUUCGAAGCUCAGACUCCCAGUUUCACAAGCAUAAAUCAGAUCGUGGACGCAAUUACGGGGGUUAGCCUCAAUCAGGAAGGCACGCUGGCUUACACUGCCAAGAGCGACCCAAAUGCGCCUAAGAUGGCCCUUGCACCAAGCUCAUCCCGAAUCAUCUCUCUUUCUCCGAUCGAACCUCCCAAUAACUUAUCACGUUUUGCCCUACUUCCUAAGAAAGUAAGGCACCAAAUCUGGGAGAUAUCCAGCCACAAACCGCAAAUAAUCAUCGUUCUUGAGAAGAUGCGCGAUCUUGAUUCUACGAAUCGAUUUUUUAUCCACCGGAUCCGCACCAAGCCUCCUGGAACGUGGUUCGCAUGUAGGGAGUCGAGGGCUGUUGCCAUGCAGAGAUUGAUACCUUGCUUUUCGAAAUACAUGUUGAGACCUGUCGCUUUCAAUCCUGAACUGGACACUCUGUUGCUCGGAGAAAACGCCCUCAAUCUGUUCACUACUCACGAUCCGAGAAAACGCUGCAAGGACAAGGUUCUACGACACCUGGCGCUCUGUCCUCCCACAAUUGAAUACCCAGACAAAGGUUUCAGUAAUGAUACCCGGGAUGCUAUCACUCUCCUGGUGGAAGCCAUCAUACAGUUUGACAAUCUCAAAGAGUUGACUUUGAUCAAGGAGUCUCUAAAUCCUAUACCCGAUCACGUCUGGCCAACUUACAUUAUGGCAAAUCGCCGAUUCCAAAGAUGGACCGCGAGGGGUCGCCUUACUUCAAAGUGCGGAUUCCAAUUCUUGAUGAUGUCACUGCCAGAAUUCGAGGCACACGUCAACAGGCGGCCAAUGAUUUGA
Molecule: messenger RNA, 1077 nt
Organism: Drepanopeziza brunnea f. sp. 'multigermtubi' MB_m1
Lineage: Eukaryota; Fungi; Ascomycota; Leotiomycetes; Helotiales; Drepanopezizaceae
Source: RefSeq, a predicted model, not a curated record